Messenger RNA from Anolis carolinensis (green anole), 4264 nucleotides. It is a transcript of the gene itprid1, whose product is annotated as ITPR interacting domain containing 1. NCBI's taxonomy places the organism in Eukaryota, Metazoa, Chordata, Lepidosauria, Squamata, Anolidae. The transcript has 15 exons. The coding region runs from base 474 to 3866 and encodes 1130 amino acids. The record is from RefSeq and is a predicted model, not a curated record. Gene Ontology annotation, molecular function: signaling receptor binding.
AGUGUCUUGCUCUGGAAUGAAAGCAGAGAGGAGUUCCUGUUUUCCAAUCUGCUUCAAUUCAGUCCUCCCUCACUCAUUUUCUCCUACACAGUUUCCCUGACUCUCCACGAUUCAAACUUUGACUGACUUCUUGUCCUACCCUUCCUUUUGCAAAGAGAGCAAGGAAACGAGCCUCCAUCCAAUCAUCCAGCCUGACUGUCAACACAAACACAGUCUUUGGCUAGAAGCCUUUUUUGGCCUUUUAUGGAAGGGCUUUUAAUUCGAUGGGAUUUGGUAAGACAGUCCAGAGACAGAAGUUCCUGUACCUUGGCAUUUUGGCCCAGGGGUCUGUGGAAAAACACAGGUCCCAAGGCACCAGACUAGCAAGGAUAGUCUAGUUGUCCAUCCCUUGCGGCUGCAGAAGACAUCACAGACUGGACUGGGAAAUCUUCUAAGGACCUUAUUCUGCCUCGGCUUUAUAUUUGUGCACAGCAAUGACCUCAGAGUAUCAUUAUCAUGGAAGCCAUAAUACUGAAAAAAAGAAAAGAGAGCGCCUCUUAUCCACCAGAAAAUCAUGGAUUCAACAGGAUGAAGAUUUUUGCACUGCAGAAGUAACAUUAAGGAAGCCGUCUUCUAUCCCACAUCUGGUGGACCGCAAGGAAGCAAAUCUUUGCAGCUGGAUGGAUUCUGGUUUCUACCUAUCUGCAAAGAAAGAGUCCCAAGAAAGCAGAGACAAAGCAGCAGCUCUUUCACCCCCAUUGGGAAUGGUACAAAUGACUGUGCAGAACUACAUGAGAUCCUUGCAUAGAUUUUCAGAAAUGCCUGCUCUCUCACGAUGGAACAGUGCAAACUCAUCUCAUCCUCUCCCCAGUACUCCAAAAAGCAUCGUUGAAUGGCUAGAUUUCUCUGAAAAGGACCCAGUUGAGGUUUUGCUGGAUUUGGGAUUUGGCACUGAUGAGCCAGACAUCUGUACUAAAAUCCCUUCCCGCUUCAUCAGUUGUGCAUCCGCUGCUAAAGGAAUCAAUAUCCGUGUCUUUAUUGAAGCACAAAGACAUCGCAUGGAUUUGGAAAAUCCCAAUUUGUGCGGGCGUUUUCGACAAUUGGAAGUCCUGGAUCAUGUGACCAGUGCGUUUUCCUCUUUGUUGAAUGAUGUCAGUGCUAUGCAGCAGAAGCCAGAAGAUGAAAAAAGAGAUAGGACAGCAGUAGACUCUCUGAAGGAGAAACCAGUGGUCACACAGACAAAGCGAAGGAGGAUAGGCCAGCUCCUGAGGAAAGCAUCCAGACAAACAACUAUUCAUGGUCCUCAAGUUUACCGAAGUGCUGGUCCAUGCAAGGUCAAGGAAGACUACUGCCCUGCUGCUGAUAUAGACCUACAUAUCAUGACUAAGACCAGCUUGUCAGAUAAUACUGCCUUGGUCUGUCUGAAAGAGGAACUGCUCCCAAGUGAAGAGUCAGAAACGGCAAUGACUAUAACUCAGCUCGCCCAGUCCAGAGCUAGCAAAACAUGGGCAUUGCCUCAUCCAGCUAUAAAGCAGUCCCGCCUUCCUUCAUGCAGUGAGAUGGCUCUUAAAGACAGACCACAUAAGGAAUCCAAUUUGCUAUUGACCCAUAUGCUCAGGAGAGUAUCUGGCUUUGGUGGCAAGCCUGCAGACUCCUUUGAAAUGGAAGAGAUCCAGAGCUUUGAAGAUGAAGUUUCCUGGGGAAAUCCUCUUGAAAGCACUUCAGAUAUGAUAGUAACCAGAACAAACAGUUGCCAGUCUGACAGCAGUGGAUUUCUGGAAGACCCUUCUGAGCCAUUACCUCUACAGGCUUUGUCUCUGCCUGGAAACCUGAGACUUAGUUUCAAUUCCCACGAUGGUCAAUCAUUUCUACGGUACAGAAAAAAUUCAAUUUCAACAAGUCAGGACCUUCAGUCCUAUGCAGAGGGGCCCAACAUUAACACAACAGCAGGCAGCAGCUAUGUUGCAUUAUUGCCGAACCUAAGUAGAGAACAUACUUUUCAAGGAGAGGAAAUCUUUUAUUCUAUAAGUGAAGAAGAUGAUCUGUGUGUGACUUCUGGUGGUCAGGAGGAGAGCGCAGUCAGGGAAACUGGACAUCAAAUAGAUGAGAUGGAAAUACAAAGUAGAAGAAGGGAAUUGGAGAAAGGAGAUGUACAAGAAUGUCUUGUAUGCCAUCGUAGUGAUAGUAUGAAUCAAGUUGAAAUUAGAUCUCCAGAAGAAAACUGUCUUUCACAUGGUAGGGAAGUAAACUCAAGUAUAUAUAUUGAUGGAGGGCAAAUAGAAGACAUUAGGAGAGAAGAUGAUGAAGCUUUGACUGAAGAAACAGACAUUAAAGAUAUAAGCAAAGGAGAUGUAUGUUUAGAAGGUGCAGCAGGAGGUGUAGCAGAAAUGUUGAAAGAAUUGAAGGUUUGUGGAAAGUUGGACUCACCUCUUCCACCCACAGAUGUCACAAGUGGCUGUCAGGAUGUUGAUUUGAGGGAUCAAAUGAUAACUUUGGAUACAGCCAAUACCUUCAGAAUUAAUAAUGACAUAAAUACUGCACAACCAGAGCUCAAUGUUAUUUCCAGAACACUUCUUCCAGAUGAUAGCUUUCCCCCUUCCUGCUUUGGAAAGGAAGAAACUGACUCAUUGGAUAAGUUACCAAGGAGCAUGGAACUGGAUGAAGAGGGGCAUGUUCCCUGCUUUGAAAAAAAUAGUAAUAGCCCUUUUAAAUCUGUCACUGUCCAGAUGCCUUCAAGACUGUUGUCCAAUAUGCAGAGCAUUUCACUGGGUGAAACAGGUGUUAAGAGCCAGUCCAUUGACUUCACAUCCAAGAUGUCCCAGUGCUCUAAGGAUGAUCCCCUCCUCACACCAAUUUCAGUAGCCUCAAAUGCAGAAGACAAACGAAUCAAAGAAGUUUCUAUUCAAACAGACAAGAGCACAAGAAACAAUGAAACUCUCCCUCACAUUCGUUGUCUUCCUUCAUUUCAUCGACAUGGCCAUCUUGUGAAGUCCACUUCCCUAGACACAGGACUUCACGGGAAAUACAGAUCUUGCUGUUAUGAACCUUCGAGAAGUUGGUGUAUCCAACCUAGAGGUCACCACUGCUCACUGAACUCCCAUCACUGCUGUCUGAUGUGGCCUUUCCCCUUUGUUACUUCAUGCAACCACCCUGCCGCAUGCUGCUCAUCUAACACUACCACAGAGCUUCAGCUUCUGAAAACUCUCAAGCUAUUGCAGGAUACAGCACUGAGAAAUAUUUCUUCUAGUACCGUCCAGGAAAUUGAAGUCAUGAAAAAUUCAUGCCAAAAGUUUCGAGAACGUCUGGAUGAGAUAGAGCUACACAUGCUAGAGCAAGAGGCUCUCUUCUCCACUUUAAUGUCCAAGGAAGGACGAGAGGAAAGAAACCGACUGCAGGUCUUGAGGCAGGCUGUGCGUCGAGAGGUGGCCGAGCUGGAAUGCCAGCUACAGGAUCAUAUGCACCAGGUUAGGGAAGGAAUUCUUAUGAAUCUGGAUCAAUUAUUAGGUGAACAGUCUAAUCUGUGCUCAGAGCUUGGAAUUCCUGGCUGGAGGGAAGAAAAGGCAUCCAAUACUCCUACAGAUGCUGAUACUACUGCUUCUUCCAGAGCCAAGUGCUCAAAGAAUACCUGUCUGAAAUGGACAUCAAGCAGAAGUGCCACAUUCCCAUCCACCCCUUCAACCUCGUCAUUCAGGAAAGAUGAACAGCAGGCUUCAGCUUUCAUAGCAGAGAAGCCCAGCUCUGCUUCAGGCUCUGAGGAAAUUCACAUUAGUAAAAAGGAAUCUAAAGCUCCUUCUCAGCCAAAACUGGAUUUCAAAACCUUUAUACAAAAUUUGAAAAGAUCUUUCCGAAAUUCUUUCAGCCAUGAUGCAGCAGGAGGAAGAGUCUGAUUUAUAGCGAUGCUUUCCUAACCUCCUGGAAGUACCUUGGAGAACGGAAAAUGAGCUGCUCUUUUAUAUACACAAGAACUAUUCAUAAACAUUAAAAUCGUUUUUAUGAUUUUAUGAUUAUAUGUAAAAAAUGUAUACAGAGUCAAGAAAAGCCCCAAGGAAAAGUUUGGAUUACAUCCGUCAUAGAGAAGAUUCAAGGAGAGAACACUGACUGAACAAGUCAUCAUAAGAUAGAAUAUUUCAUGGAGGUUCUACGCAAAUUGAUAUGUGCUGAAAAUUUUGUGAUUUUUCCUAAAAACCUGUUACAUAGAGGACUGGUGCUAGAGCUAAUGAACCUCCAGAUAAUUAUAGUCAUUAUGUGACCUUUUCCAGUAAAUGUCUUCAUUUUGACCGCUUGA